AUGUCGCGUUCCGACCACGAGAUAGCCAUCGCGCAGGACCAGAACCACUUUGUGCUUCUCGUAGAGCGACUUCGCUGCUACGGAGACCAGUGCCCUUUUCCCGCGUGCUGCUCACCGUCUCAAACACCCGAGAAACGAUCUUUGCCGCAAAAGGACCUUCCCGAGCAAGCCAAGGCGCACGACGCGACCGUCGCGAGGCUUCAUCAGGCAUGUGCCACACUGCGGAUCCCUCCUCGCGCUGAGGAAUUUGCGCAACACCUAUUUCGGCAUUUCUUCAAGCCCAUCUCUUUGCCGCGGACCUUUGGGGAGGCGCACAAGUCAGGCAUUGCCGCUUGUAUCUGGGCCUCAUGUUCGGAACACAAGCUCAGGAUCAACAAAGACAAUAUCUGCGCGGUUGUCGGCGUCGGCAUGGAGCACUUGCAGUCUGCUCUCUGGCCGGUACAAGAGUCCUAUGUCAAAUUCAAGAACCAGUAUUUCCGGCGCAAACUUCGUACAAAGGGUGAAGCCAGAGGUGGCAUCUAUGACCACGCCACCAGACGGCGCAGGAGGCUGUGUGGGAGAGAUGUCAGUGGAGAGCUGAGGGCCCAGAUCUUCCUCAUGGCCAGUCGGAUGUGA
Messenger RNA from Cladophialophora immunda, 615 nucleotides. RefSeq lists its product as uncharacterized. NCBI's taxonomy places the organism in Eukaryota, Fungi, Ascomycota, Eurotiomycetes, Chaetothyriales, Herpotrichiellaceae. The coding region runs from base 1 to 615 and encodes 204 amino acids. The transcript has a single exon. The record is from RefSeq and is a predicted model, not a curated record.